Aspergillus steynii IBT 23096 is the source of this 1464-nucleotide messenger RNA. RefSeq names its product alpha/beta hydrolase. The coding region runs from base 1 to 1464 and encodes 487 amino acids. Gene Ontology annotation, molecular function: hydrolase activity. The transcript has 2 exons. The record is from RefSeq and is a predicted model, not a curated record. NCBI's taxonomy places the organism in Eukaryota, Fungi, Ascomycota, Eurotiomycetes, Eurotiales, Aspergillaceae.
AUGAGCAAUCUCAACAUGUCCGCCGGCCUCCUGAAGGCGAUCGUCGCCCGUGUUCCGCUCAUUCUAAAGACCGUUCUUCUUCAUGGCAUGCGUCUGUCUCCGGUCUCAGGCAAGCAAGACCUUCGCACGGAAUUAACCGUCGUCGUCAUUCGCUCCUUCAUAAAUUUCUUCCUGCCUAUCGGCGUCCAGCAGAAACAAAGCAUGCGAGAUCCCGGCAUCAAAGGGCCAAUGUGGGUGUCCAAGGUCACAUUGCCUGCGCCCGAGGAUGGAGUGCAAGACGCAUUGUUCAAGGCGAUUGAAGACCUGAAAGCAGGUGGCGAGACUUUCGAUAUUCCGGGUGUUAGGCCUGUCGAGGCCGAGUGGACGGGGUAUCGCAGCGGGGCAGGCAAGAACGCACCACAGCCGGACAUUUCGGAGGAAGACAAAUACAAGAAGCUGCAGGAGGAGUCACAGUCGGACACGGUGAUCUUAUAUUUUCACGGAGGGGCGUACUUCUUGAUGGAUCCCUGUACUCACCGUCCCCUGGUGACUGAGCUUUCUAAGAGAACGGGUGCUCGUGCUCUAUCAGUGCGCUACCGUCUUGCUCCUCAGCAUCCCUUUCCGUCAGCGCUCCUUGAUGCGUUGGUCGCCUACCUCUCGCUCCUCGCGCCGCCACCCGGCUCAUUGCACGAAGCUGUGCCCGCAAAGAAGAUUGUCUUUUCCGGCGACUCGGCUGGAGGAAACCUGUGUUUGGUUCUGCUUCAAACCCUCCUUACGCUUCGGCGCGUCUCUCCAACAAUCAGCUUCCAUGGGCACGAAAUUCCCAUUGAGCUUCCCGCCGGAUUGGCUCUUAGCUCUCCCUGGUGCGACGUUACGCGAUGCAUGCCUUCCGUCGUUCACAAUGCGCCUUACGACUACCUGGCACCACCACCUCAAGACCACGAGAUAGCCUAUCGACCACCGCAAAUACCCUCGGAUGAGUCCUGGCCCUGCAGUCCCCCACGUGUCGACUUAUUCGCGAAUGCAGACGCUCUCAUUCACCCCCUUGUUAGCCCCCUAGCAGCGCCCAAGGAUCUCUGGAGGGACGCGCCUCCCGUCUUCAUAUCCGUGGGUGAGGAGGGCCUCACGGACGAGGGCUUGGUUGUCGCCCGCAAGAUGCAUCAGGUCGGUGUUCCGGUCGUGGUCGAGCAGUUCGAGGGUAUGCCCCAUUGCUUUGGACUCAUGAUGAUGGAAACGUCUGCUGGACAACGUUUCUUCGACGGUAUGGCCAACUUCUGCAGUGACGCAACCGCGAACACGGUCAAGUCGACCGGAAUUAUCAACUACAUCACCUACAAACUGCGAUCGACUCACCAAAUCUCCUUCGAUGAUGCCGUGCCUCUCUCCGAUGAGGAGGUGGACGAUCGACUGCGUAAAUGCAGGACCUGGCGCUGGGAAGGGGAGAAGCAACUGCUAAAAGAGUGGUCUGAGAGAGCGAAGCUAUGA